This is a messenger RNA of Capronia coronata CBS 617.96, 1416 nucleotides long. RefSeq lists its product as uncharacterized. NCBI's taxonomy places the organism in Eukaryota, Fungi, Ascomycota, Eurotiomycetes, Chaetothyriales, Herpotrichiellaceae. The transcript has 4 exons. Gene Ontology annotation, molecular function: DNA-binding transcription factor activity, RNA polymerase II-specific; zinc ion binding. The record is from RefSeq and is a predicted model, not a curated record. Bases 1 to 1416 code for a protein of 471 amino acids. Gene Ontology annotation, biological process: regulation of DNA-templated transcription.
AUGCCCGGGGUUCCAUCAGGGCGCGGCUGCGACGCAUGCCGUAAGCAGAAGAAGAAGUGCGAUGUUGAUAAUUAUCCAUGCUCUCGAUGUCGUCGUCUAGACAUUCCAUGCAUCGGACUAGGACGACAACGGUACAAGUUCGUGACUCCUCAGACGGGUUCUCCAGAUACCUCCGUCUCUGCGCGAUGGGAGAGCAGAUCACCAACCCGACUAUCCGACUCUCGAAGCGACUCGUCAGCGAGCACAACUCUUUUUCGGAGUCUCUCCAACGACCACUCGUGGCGUGUCAGCGCUUUUGUAGACAAGAUCCAACCCUCCACAGGUGUCAGAUUCAACCUGGCCUGGACUUUCGGAGAUUAUCUCGUGGAUGUGCCUGCUCGGCUCGGCACGAAUGAUGCCCUGGACAAAGCUGCCGAUGCCGUUCUGGCGGCGAUGGAGAGGUUUUCAAGCCAUGGUUCCGACGUGGCUCCCGUUGUUCUCGAGAAGUAUAUCCGGGCUCUGACGGCGUUGAGAAUGUGCUUGGACGACCCGGUAGUAGCGAAGUCGAGCGAGACGCUCUGUGCCAUCCUUCUGCUGUUGACGUGUCAGACAUUCCUCUGGACUCCCGCGGGUGUCCGCACCACUCAUUCUGAAGGCGCAGCUCAGAUCCUCAGAAUGCGCAGGCGGCCUGGCAAUCGGGACCGUUUCGAGACAAAUUUGCUCCUGAGCCUUCGUGGGGUCGUGCUGUUUGAGUCUCUUUUCAAUGACCGCAUUGCGUUUUCCGAUCAAGAAUGGAUCGAGAUGUUCCAGACCAGCAACGACACACUGAGUCUGGAAGGCCGACUGGUCCAGUGCCUGACCCGGGCGCCGAAUCUGAUGCGCCGAGCUAAAGCCAUGCUUGCAAUGCCGGAUGGCUGCGGUCGCAGCCUCGUCGACCUCCAGCAUGAAGCCGGGCGUCUUCGCGACGAUCUGGAGCCACAUCUAUCCGGCCUUCGUGAACGGUGGCAUGCAGUUGCAGUUGCAGAACUUGACACCAUGUUCAAUUCUCAGCAGAGUAUUUGGGUCGCCCUGAGAGACUGCCACUAUCUCCGCUCGUACAGCCUCGGCUUGGCCAUUGCAAUUGUCGUCAACGAGAUCCAACUCGCCUUGUCCGAUGACCCGUCCCACAUUCUGGCGGAAUCGGAACAGUUUGCGACCGAGUUAGUCUGCCUGGGGCAAAUCGGUUGUCGAUAUCGACCUCUGGGCGCUUCUUCUCUGGGCAUGUGCCUAGUCGCCGCCGAGCUUGGAGCCAGCGAUCCUGACACGAAACUGGCCGCCCGGCAGCUGCGGUUAGAUUACCACUCCGACUUUCGUGGAAAGGACGCACAUGAUCUAUCCUCGAUGAAACUCAGGUUAACCUGCAGCCGUCACACAUCAAGACCUCGAGUAUUGCAAUAG